AUGUCCGAGUCUGAGACUUGCGGCCUCAAGGAUGGCGACUGCCUGCGCUCGGACUCGGCGUCGUACUUCCAGCUGUCUCCCGGGGGCUACGACCCGACCAAAGGCAUGGACGGUGCCCACUGCCAGAACCUGUGCGCCUCCAUAUCGGCGCCCUACUCGGGCAUCCAGUCCAACCGAUACUGUCUCUGCUCCGACGAUCCCUUCGCGGAGCGGCUGACGGCCACCAAGAAGGAUGUGUGCGACAAGGGCGAGCAGCUGUCGACGCGCUUCUUCCACUCCGACCUGUUCUCGCCCGUCGAGGGACUGCGCGUGAUGCCGUCGUCCUCGGUGGUGAGCGUCGGCGAAGAAGUGACGCUGCACCUGGCCGUCAAGUCCGGCCGCAAUGCUACCGUGCUGUUCAACUUCGGCGACGGGCUGCCCGGCACGCAAGGCACGCUGAACACCGAGCCCCGUUACAUCUACUGGAGGCCGGGCACCUACAAGAUCGUCGUGCUCGCUACGCCAGUCGGUGCCUCGGACGUAAGUGGAGCGUCGGUGGGGGCUGUAGGAUGA
Molecule: messenger RNA, 552 nt
Organism: Dermacentor albipictus
Lineage: Eukaryota; Metazoa; Arthropoda; Arachnida; Ixodida; Ixodidae
Source: RefSeq, a predicted model, not a curated record